Thrips palmi is the source of this 2052-nucleotide messenger RNA. RefSeq names its product general transcription factor IIH subunit 1 (gene Tfb1). The transcript has 11 exons. The record is from RefSeq and is a predicted model, not a curated record. Gene Ontology annotation, cellular component: transcription factor TFIIH core complex; transcription factor TFIIH holo complex. Bases 243 to 1913 code for a protein of 556 amino acids. NCBI's taxonomy places the organism in Eukaryota, Metazoa, Arthropoda, Insecta, Thysanoptera, Thripidae. Gene Ontology annotation, biological process: transcription by RNA polymerase II; transcription by RNA polymerase I; nucleotide-excision repair.
ACGCAAGUCGCACAACCUAACCUGCACGAAGCACUGAAGGCGAUUAUGUUGUUGUUAUGCUGUGUUUCGCCUUGUACUCUUUGACAUUUGUGGAUCUGUGUUGAAUCAAAGUGGAUGUGUCGUGCUCAAAGAUUCAUGCUGUCAUUCUUAUCGAAACUAAGUUGUUACAAGCUGAAGUCACUUCUGUCGCGAAACUAGAUAUUUUUCAGUUCCUGUCAGAAAUCUGACUUAUUGCCACCACAAUGUCUUCAUCCGAAGAUGUUCUUUUACAAGUGAAUGAAGUGAGAUACAAAAAAGGCGAUGGUACCCUCUAUGCUAUGAAUGAAAGGUUGGCAUGGAUAUUAGAAGGAAAAGACACUGUAUCAGUGAGCCACAAAUAUGCUGAUAUCAAAACUCAAAAGAUAUCUCCCGCUGGCAAACCCAAAAUACAACUUCAAGUAGUUUUGAAUGAUGGAACAAGUUCUACAUUCCACUUUGUGAACAAAUUAGGCCCUGAGGCUCAAAUUAAAGAUAGAGAUGUGGUCAAAGAGUUGUUACAGCAACAGUUACCACGAUACCAAGCUCCUGCUCGGCCCAUCAACAAAGAACUGGAAGAGAAGAAUAGGUUGCUUUGUCAAAAUCCGUCACUGCUUCAAUUGUAUAAAGAUUUAGUGAUCACUCAAGUUAUAACUGCUGAUGAGUUUUGGAUAAAACAUGCAUCAAAGUUUAUGCAGAAACAAAAGGCUCAGGCUCAAGAAAUUGGUGUCUCUGGUGCUUUUCUGGCUGACAUCAAACCACAAACAGACGGUUGCAAUGGUCUGAAGUAUAAUUUAACACCUGACAUAAUUGAAUCUAUUUUCAAAACUUAUCCAGCUGUAAAAACUAAGUAUAUGGAACAUGUUCCCAUUAAAUUAAGUGAGACUGAUUUUUGGACCAAGUUCUUUCAAUCUCACUAUUUUCAUAGAGAUCGCAUACAUGCUGGUAUUAAAGACCUUUUUACUGAGUGUGCCAAAUUAGAUGAUCAAGAAUUAAAACAAGAUAUAAACUCUGGAAUUAGUGACCCACUAGUGGAUAUUACAAGUUUUGAAGAUACGUCACUAGCAGAAGGGUAUGGAAUCACUCCUGAUAAACCAACAUCUUCUGCUGGUAAUAUUGUCCAUCAGAGUAUGAUCAAAAGAUUCAAUCAGCACUCCAUUAUGGUCCUCAAGGCUUGCCAGGAAAAGGAUGCAGCUCAGACCAAUGGCACUGCACCUGAGAGUAAACAAUCAAACGGCGCUGGAAGCUCAGAUUCUUCUCUCAAACCACCAGAAGAAAAAAGAUCACGGCUACAGGAGAAAAUAACUUAUGAAGAUCUGGAUAUGGUGUCAACUACACAAACUGCUCCUCCCUUAAGAUUGAAUCUUGGAAAGGUAGAGGGUUACUUGCAAGGAUCAGCUCCUCAAGCGGGUUAUACUUCAGAAUCACACGGUGGCUCGUUGGCCAACCCAGAAGAAUUUAGAAGAGAACUGACAGCAUGGUGCUCCAGCCAUGCUGGUCAAAGUUCUUUGGUCAGACCUGCUGCCGCUGUAAGCGCUUUAGGUGAACUCACUCCAGGAGGAGAGCUAAUGAAAGGCUUCAUUGCAGAAUCUCAAGCACAGCUUGUGCCACCUGACCUUCAACUAGAACUGCGAAAUCUGUAUAUUAGUAUAUGUGAGUUACUGAGGCACUUUUAUGCCUGCUUCCCUCCAACUACUCCUCAACUUGAAGAGAAGGUGGUGAAGAUGUACGAAGCAAUUGAUCGAUUUCAUGCUACCAGAUUAACUCCUUUUGAGGACCGGGUUAGAGCUGAAUUUUCACCAAUAAGACAUCAUCUUACUAGUCACCUUCAUCAACUAAUAGCAGCUGCUUAUAGAAAAUUCAACACCUGGAAAAUGCGUCAAAAGCAUUUCAGGUGAAAACAAAUGUGUUUCUUGUGUGUUUGUUUUCAAUUUUCAAACAACAGGAUACAGGAGCAGGUCUCCUGUUAUCUUGUUGGCAUAUCCAAAUGUCAUCCUCAGACAAGAAGGCAAAAAUAAAAGAAUCAUUUGAAAACCA